AUCAUAUAAAAUUAAAUGGAAUAUUUCAUACCAGGUGAAUUCUUAUUUGACUUAGAUAAGUAUACUUGAAGCAGUGGCUCAUUAUAUACAUAGCUGUUGUAUGAUGUUCAAGCACUUGAACAAUAUUUUGAAAAAAAUCCUGAAAAUCACAUUCUGAUCACUCCUUGAGGCACGCUUCUGAUAGUUUUCCUGUUCAAGUCAUAUCUUUAUCACAGCCUUGGCAUUGGGCUCAUUUUGAGAUUAUUAUUUUUUUUUUUAUGCUGGGUGAUAAAGUUGAACACGAAACACUUCACACUUCUUACAUUGAGAAGUGUGUCAGGCAUUAUAAUGUGGUUAGCUGAAAGGUUGGAGAUGCGAGAUCCCAUCAGUUGUAUCUGAGGUGCAGGCCCUGGUGCUCAGUGGUACAGAGAGGUGUUGCUAAAGGGUACAGAGACUUGAAGAGAACUUGGGGCCCCCGACGCACCCCCGGGAUGUCCAGCCCCAAGCAUGAUCGGGACAGUGACCGGGAGUCCCUGACUGGCUGGACUCUGGUGGAUCGGGAAGGGAAGGAAGGCAAACCAGAAAAGACGACCCGUAGCCGUGGAAAAAAAGAAGAUGACAAGGACAGUGGGGAGUCCAGCUCUUCUCCAGUUGACGUAGAGAAGAAAGAUGAGGAAAACAAAGAGAAAAAUGAAUCUGGAUGUGGGACUGAAGAAGAAGGAGAAGAGGAGCUGUCUGAGGACCUCAUUUCCAUGGGCAAGAGGGUGCAAGAGAUUAAGGGUGAGUCUGUCAAGGCAUCCUCAGGGUCAGACUCCAGUGACAUUGAGACUCUGGACUGCCCCGGCCCUGAUGAUUUUUAUGAGGACCACACGCAGGGCUACAGCUCCCUCCACUCCUCCCUCCUCUCCUCCUCCCUCAGCGGCUUUACCUUUGUAGAAGAUGCAGAUGAUGGUGAUGUAGAGAGCCUGGGCAGCAGUGAUGUCUUGGUGCUGGACCAAGAGGGCAAAGGUGUUGAUGAAGAGACUGACCUCUCUCUUGCAUCAUCCCCCUCCCUCCCAGAGGAUCUCCCAGCCAUCAAACCAGAUACCCAGUACCGGCACACUCCGGACCGGGACCUGAACAGUCGGUUGAAUAUAGUGGUGGCACUGACCCUGGCCUGUGUGCUGGGCCUUGGUUUAGGGCAUUUUCUGGGACUAGUGGCUCUGUCAAGAGAUGAAGCACCCAAAGGAUGGUCAAGUCGUUCUAUGUGGCAAGAAAACCUCAACUCUGCUCAGGUACGUAGGCUGCGUGAGCUUCAGGAUGACCUGCUGUCUUGCAUAAACACGCCAUCUCAUGAAUUGCCUGAUGAGGAGCCAGAGUCAAGGGAACCAGAGUACCUCCCUACCACUACUUUCAUUCCUGUCCUGCCUGAGGCAGAAGCUGAGGGUGUUGCAAAUGUAGAAACCUUUGUGGAGUCCCUGGUGGUGCCUUUGGAGGAAGCUGGUGUGGUGAUAGAUCCUGGCCAGCAGCAGCGCCAGCAGGGAGAUAUCCACCACACUCCAUACAGACCAGGGAGCUCAAUGGAACCUACCUUUGCCACCCUUGACCUUCUCUAUGGUUCCUCUGAUCCUGCCCCUGCUUUAGAUCAAGAGCAGGAACCCAUGAUACACUCUGGUCUCCUUGAACCUCCAUUGACUUCUCACACAGUAGCUGAGGAUGAAAUAGACCCUUCCCAACCCCAGCCUCCAUUACCCAUGAAGACAAUGGAGCCUACCCUGAAUGAAGAAGGGACUUCACCUCCCACAGUUUCCCAGACUAACACCUUGCCUCCUGUAGAGCUUGACUCAGGGCUUGAAAGUUUUCUUGGCGAGGAGUCUGAGCAGACCCUCCUUCAGAGUUCAGCAGUCCCAGAGGGGGAGGAGGAGGAUGCUUCAGCCACUGCAAUAGAAUACUCACAGAUCAUCGAGGCACUCAAUUUGGAAAAUGAAGAGCUGAGAUCUGAAAUCAGUCGGCUUCAGCAGGAAAAUGUCUCUCCAAUUAAAAUAAGUGGAAAGGAUGGGAAGAUUGCCAGGGAUAUGCGAGAGCGGAUUACGCAGCUGCUUAUAGACAAUGAGGAGCUCCGGGUAGCCGCCGCAAAGCAACAGUUUGAUAGUUUACCAGAGGGAGACACCAGGGCAUUUAAUAAUGCUUUGGGCACCAAUUACAAACUCAGGCUGGCUGUCAGCAAACUAAUUCACCUUGUCCCGGACCUCACUUCCUUAAAAGUAUCCGCCAAUGACCUCCAGAAAGAGAAUGAAGAGCUCCAGAACCAAGUUGGGAAACUACGAUACCAGGAGCAACCACUGCCUCAGGAAUUAAAUGCUGUGACCAGGGAAGUGGAGGGCUUGAAAAAAGUUAUAGAUGAAGCCUCAAAGAAAAAGAAAGCUCCUCCCAACUUUGAGAAUGCCAAGAUUUAUCUUUCCUAUAUGUCUCAGGUCCUGCAGUCUCUCCAGGAUUUCAAAGAAGGAGGCUUCGUGGAGAAGCUGGAUGUGGCCACUGAUGUGUUUGAGGGGCUGGUGCCAGGCAAUAUGAAGCCAUCUGCUUCUGUGCACCAGAAGCUGAACUCUGUGCGUACCAAGUUCAACCAGCUUAGAUCCUCUCUGGCUUCAAAAUGGGACAAGAUAAAAGAUUUAGGUCGGCCUCAAAACCUGGUCCGGGUGAGUCAAGACACUCUUGCCAAGAUGAAUCGUGUGAUUGUCAACGUAGUGAACAAGAUGAAAGACAUCGGGCAGGUCAGCAUCAUGAAGAGAGGGAAGGCCUCCUUUGAGAGCACCACUGCCACUCUGGCCCAGAGUUUGGCUGCCCUUGGAGACCAAUUUGAGAAGACGUGGAACAACCUUGAGGCUGAAGUUGAUACUGAUGGAGAAGAGGUUGGUGAUGAACUCUUGGCAGAGGAAGGGAGAGCUGGAGCAGAGGAGGAGGAAGAAGAUGAAGGCAUAGUGGAUGAUAUGGAAGCUGAGGAAAGGAAGCCACAAGAUAUGGGAAAAGAACCAUCGGAGAUUAAAAACCUUGGGCCUAACAAAGCAAAGGAAGGUGGGAAGAGUGGUGAAGCAGGGAAUGGAGAAGGAGGAAGAGGAGGAAGUGGAGGAAGAGGAGGGGGAGGAAGAGGAGGAGGAGGAGGAGGAGGAGGAGGAGAUGACAAGAAAGACUUAGAUGAUAAGAAAAGCAACAAAGAAACUGUAGAGAAGAAGGAGAAACCUGAUGGUAAGCGGGACAGAUCAAGGAGUCGAGUGAGUAGCAAGGAAGAGAAGAAGGAAGAGAAGAAGGAAAAGAAGGCAAAGAAGAAGGAGGAAAAGGCAAAGAAGAAGAAAGAGAAGGAAGACAAGAAAUCAAAGAAAGACAAAAAUAAUAACAAAAAGACCAAAGAGGAAAAGGAAAACUACAAUCACAAAAAGGAUGACUGGGGCAAGAAGAACCUCCAGGAGGAUGACAAGAGGCACCAAAGGAAGCAGUUUAAUAAAUUUGACAAGAAGCAGCACCGACAUGGUAGUGAUGAUGACGAUGACGACGAUGAUGACGACGAGGAAAACGAUGAUGGCAAAUUCAAGAAAAAGUACCAAAAGAAGAAACCAGUUUAUGAAGAUGAUGACGAUAAUGACAGUGACGAUAACUCCAAGAGGAAAUCUCACAAAAAUGAAGUGCUUGAGGAAGACGACGAUGACGACGACAAAAAGAAGGGUCUGCUGCGUCACUGGGAGAAGCCGUCCAGAAAAAACUACCGCAGGGAAUACCCAGGGCCCAAGAAAGCUUUCAUCCGUAGGCGGGGUAAGAAUGCCACCAGGUACCAUGGGGAUGAAGAUAGGGACUGGAUGCAGAAGAGGGCAACAGGUAGGGAGGUGAGGCGCAGGGAAGAACAGAAGGCAGACUGGCUUUUUGAACGGGCAAAGCACCGCAGCCACAGGAGGGUGGAGGAGCAAAAAGCUGACUGGCUGUUUGAUCGAGCCAGUCACAGGAGAGAUCAGAGGGUUGGGGAAGCAGAGGAACACAGUCACAGGGCAGUAGGGGAUAACGAGAAACUCCAAAGCCACACCAAACAUGAGAGACGUCAGGCAAAGAGACGCUACGUGAGGUUUGAUUAUGACGAUGAUGAUUAUGAUGAUGAUGAUGAAAUUGACAAUGAUGAUUAUCAGCUUUACCAUCAUCCCCAUCACCACCACCAACAUCAUCAUCAUCAUCAGGAGAGAGGGAGAGCAGAGCAAAAGCAUCACAGUAAAAAGGGUAAGAGGGAGUGGGUCAUUCCCAACUUCAGUGCAACAGGGAAGACUUACUACUAUUAACCAGCAUAACAAGUGCUCUCUCUCCCAAACUGAUGAUGUAAACUUCUAACUUUGUAAUGUAUUCAUGAUAACAGUGCUUCAUGAUGUACACAUGUAGCCUAAGAAUCUUGAUGUACACAUGUAGCAUUAGUUGCACCAUUGUCUGUUCAAACUAAGGGGUUUGUUUGGCUCCUUGGCAGUGUUUGCACACCCUGAAUGGCUGGUUCCUUUUACUCCUGGAUGCAAGGCUGUCACUCAUGCUCAGAUGCUACAUACUUGUAUUUCAACAUCAUUUGUGUUAAUCCUCCCACUAUAAUACAAGAUGCUGUUAUUAUAGAACUUGUGCAUAUUUGUCAAAAUUAGUAAAUUAUGAUGAAUAUUAGUAAAAAAAAUAGCUUCAGAAUUUUUGCAUCACAUCAUUGCCAGUCAUUUACUCAGUCUGAUAAAUCAUUUCACCAUUUAAGUUCAAAGGAAGGUUUUUUUUAAAUAUAAUUGCUAUCAGAUGAUCAACAAAACACAGUUUGAGCAAACAUGCAAUUACAAGAAAUUAAGACAAAUUGUAUAUAAACAUCUGGCAUCACAGGAUGUGUGAGUGAGAUCUGCCUCCAUGACAGUAGGACAGGAAUCCAGCCAAUGAGGGGAGGCAGGGCAGAGGCUGUCAAGGAGCCAGAUGAAUGCUAGGCUGGAACAGAGUGUAGUAGUGUUCACAAGUUGUAUGUAUAGAUCUCUCUCACUUAGCUUUCCUAGCUCAGUCAUUAGUACAUAUUUGCUGUGAGUUUUUUUUUUUUUUUAGAUUUAUAUUCUUUUACAUUAUUCGAAGCUUAUACAAACAAUAACUGCUAACCAUAGAUAUGUGUAAACAUUAUUCACUUCAUAUUAUACUUUUCUCUGCAGCUUUAACCUCUUUCAGGUAUUCUCUCAUAGAAAUAGGUAUAUAUCACACAGCAUCCUUCCAUUUGUCAUCCCACACCUGACCUCAUUACCAUUAUCCCACCUUUAUGGGUCCACAAUAACAUUCAAUCACAUGCUCAUUAAAACUUCCGUUAGUCAUUAGUAUUAUGUAAAACAUUGAUUCACAAAGGUCUUUCUAAGAUAUGUAGUGCUAUUCCUUUCUCCAGGUGGACCAAUUUAAAUGUUGUUCCCUUGACACGGAGCUCAGGAUUGACAUGCAUUGCUAAAAUAAGUUGCUACAUCCUGGCUCUCCUACCACCAUCCUUUUGAAAAGUUUGUUCAGUGUUUCUUACACAAUAAGCAGUGCAAAAAAGUACCAGCAGCUUUCUAUACCUCACGCAACAAUGGAAAAGGUUUGUCUUUUUUACCUGCAACUCAGUAUUACCUUGUGAUUGUUGGAACAGUGAUGAUCAAGAGAAGAUUCCGAAAGUAUCUUGCAUUAGGAUGUAAAUUGACUGAUUGAAGUGAUCUUGUAUUGUCUUUCAUAAAUAAAUGGUCUCCACCUUCAAUCACAAAACAUGCCUCUGAAGCAUAGACAUUGAUUGCAUGGUACAGCUACUGUGAAUGUAUUAUGAUGUAUACACCUCUAAUGAGAGCCUCUUAGGCUGUAUUUUGUGCUUACUGUGCAGCAGAGCUGUGGACUGAGAACAAAACCUGUGGCUGUGGUGUCAGGUGACUGCUCAUGUUGGGAGGGUUCUUGAUGCAAGGGUGGGAGGGCAUUCCUAGAGUUUUGGCAUCUGUAAAAAUUGAUGAUGUGAAAUCCAGCACUUGAUGGUGGGUUCUUUUUGCCAUUUUGUCUGAGUACAUUGCAUUACAUUAUCUUGUUAUGAGGUGCUUCAUGAUUACUGGAGAAUAUUUCAUGGUAAAACACUGGUUGAGUGUGAUGGAUGAUAACUCACAUGUACAAGUGUUCUGGAAUCUGUCAUCAUUUGUGCCACAUUUCUAAACUUUGACAUUUUCAUUCCAGAUAACUAAAGCCCUCGAUGCCUUUUCAUAAAUAGUAAAACCAUGUUUGGGGCGGAGCUUUUCUGUUGAAGGUGCGUCAGUUUAGGGGUGUGGCCCUCAGCCCCCCAUUAGCUCACUGUUGACCUAGCUUAGUGACCCUUUUUGUUAUUAACCUUAGUCGUGUGUUGGAGGGCUGCCUUUUACCACCAGGGUAGAAGACCUGGCCAUUAGUGCUUAUUUUACAUUGUAGGCUGAGCUGACCCUCAACUCGAGCUUUCCACAACAUCAGUCAUUUGUCAGCCAGCUGGUUGUUAACUUUACACCUGCUCAGCCCACACUCAGCAGGCAAGCUUGACACUGAGGUCGGCAGCAUACUUCGCAAACUCAUCAUUAACCUCUCAUCUGUUAAAAGCCGCUUCGGUGAAGCUGGCCAAGUGUUGACUGACUGCGAGUUCUGCAGUUAAUAGCUUUGUGCUAAACUGUGAAUAAUAUAGCUUUGAGUCAUAGCUGCUGAGGAGUGAUUGGGUGAGGCAGCACUGUGUAGUACAGUACUUUGAGGUACAUUGGUACUCCCACCUCGCCGUUGUGCUGUGAAACGUAUGCACAUGCUGCACAGCUAGUAUCAAGUGACAUCAGGCUGUACCUCACAUUGUUGCCUCAGCCUCCCACGGCGCCCAGCCACUAGGCCUGUGUGGUGCAGCUGGCUGCUGGGCCACAUUUGUUGGACAGGAAGCCCAGCUUCAGAAGCGCAGUAGCAGUAACAUGAGUCGCUCAGCUGCGACUCGCUUUGGUAAGAGCCUGAACAGACUUUUAUAGCCCCGGCGGUGACCUGCAUGGUGUUAUUUGUGGUGUCUCUUGGAGUGUUAUGUGAGUGUGCACUCGUGUGUUGAGAGUUAGUGUCCUGACCAACACUGACCUGGCCCCGCUGCUCCCUCUUCGCCGCCCAGAGCAGCGACCGCAACAUUGAACUAGUUGAAGUCUUGUCAUGUUGAUCAUAAGUUCUAUAGUA
This is a messenger RNA of Scylla paramamosain (green mud crab), 7158 nucleotides long. RefSeq names its product nucleolin-like. The transcript is spliced from 16 exons. The record is from RefSeq and is a predicted model, not a curated record. The coding region runs from base 471 to 4274 and encodes 1267 amino acids. Lineage: Eukaryota; Metazoa; Arthropoda; Malacostraca; Decapoda; Portunidae.